Paraglomus brasilianum is the source of this 1854-nucleotide messenger RNA. The record is from the annotation of a GenBank genome assembly. Lineage: Eukaryota; Fungi; Glomeromycota; Glomeromycetes; Paraglomerales; Paraglomeraceae.
AUGUUUGAGUCAGAGUCUCAGGACUUUUCCAACGAUUCGGAAUUCUUGGAUGCAUCCCCAAAUACCUUUAGACAAACUAUAAAGGAGCAGUUCCACAACACGCGAGCUACCAGCAACAGUUCUCUAUUUCAAGACCCGGAAAAUUUUGAAGACGUGUCCGAUCAGUUUCCCAUACUGAAAAGUGUUAACCAGGGAGCGGUUGAGAACGUUGAGAAAUUGAGUGGAACGCAUAUUGCUGACGAAGCAGUGCUCUAUCCUCCAGUCAACAGCGAUGGAGUAGGGGUUGGGGUAGAAGUCAACUUGGAGAGUGAGAGAAAGACUGAAGUCUUUGUUAACGACACUAACAAAAACAUUGAAAACACCAGAAACAUUAAUAUAAAAAACAUAGAGAAUGUAGAAAAUGUAGAGAAUGUGGUGAAUACGGUGAAUGUGAGCGGGGACAAUGAACGUAAAAAGAAGAAAAGGUGGAAGUGGAUAUGUUGUCCAAUCUUUUGGCCAUUCUAUUUUUGUUUCUGGCGUGGGGAGGAUAAAACUCUGCCGAUGACAAGAACAGACAUUGAGCUAAAUCAGACAAUCCAGGAUAAACGAAAGAUCCAAAAGAAGCGUAGAAAUUGUUGUUUAAUUAUCCUUUUAAUCAUCAUAAUACUUCUAUUGCUCGGUAACAUGAUUGCGUUGGAUGUUCGAUCUUCCCAACCUCUCCUUAAUUCAGCUAAUUCUACUGCUGCCACCGAUCCUCUUGCUCCUCCUCCCGUUCAAGUCAAGAACGCGGUUUGCAUUUCGCUCUUUAGCGCUUUUGCUUUGCAACCACAACAAUUUCCGUGCGAUUUCUGCACCAGCGAUUCAAAUGCGGCCCCCAACAUCACAGACUUUUGCGUGUUGAAAGGGAUAUGGGCCAAUGCGGUUAACGUGACUUCAAUAGAGACCGUGGCCGGCUGGAUGAAAAACAAUGAAUUUUGUAGAUGGGUUGGGGUGACGUGUGACCAGGGAGGAAGGGUUGUGGCGUUACAAAUGAGCUUUCCAAAUGUACCGAACAUUUUCAUAGACAAUCUGGGCAACUUGGAGAAAUUAUCAACCCUAAAGAUCACGGGCAAUUCUCUAGCUCCAAGCGGCCCGUUUCCAACGAGUCUGUUUAAGCUCAAAAAUCUGGCUACCAUCAGGCUUGAGCUGACUGCUCUCACUAAUAUGCCAGAUACAUUCGAUAAACUGUCUUCCUUGACAUCUUUGCAAUUAAUACGAAAUCCAUCAUUAGGCAAUACAUUCCCGAGUUCCGUUACGUCAUUGUCUUUGAAUACUUUGGCAGUCUCUGGCCAGAACAUAGGAGGUACAAUACCUGAUGGUAUAGGAAAUAGUGCGACUUUGCAAUCAAGUCUGCAAAAUUUGGAUAUGAGCUUUAAUCAGUUUACUGGAACUGUACCGGCCUCGCUUCUGCAACUGAAAUCUUUGACCUCUCUAGUGCUUGGUAGAAAUCAGCUCUCAGGCCCUAUUCCUGCUCUCCCGACAACCCUGACUACGUUGGACCUUAAUACGAAUGCAUUUUCGGGGUCGAUUCCAACCUCGUUGACACAAAUAACUGGGUUGACGUUUUUAUCCUUGCAGGCGAAUUCAUUGACCGGGCCCAUUCCGCCUUCAAUUACGCAGCUAACGAAAUUGACUGAUCUGUCGCUGCAGAGCAAUAAGCUUAGCGGUGGAAUACCUGACGGUAUCGGUAACAUGAACAUACUGAUAUUGAACCUAGCCUCUAAUGCGCUCACAGGCCAGGUGCCGACAUCAAUAUGUCAGAAAUCAUUCAAUACGUGUGAUCUCUCGCUAAACGCACUAACUUCUCCUAUCAAAUGUACUGUUUGUCUUGUUUGA